CCCAGUGACGUGCUUGUUUCAAAGGUUUGUAAGCACAAGUUUUUAUUCUUGGUGCAGUAAUUACAAUCCAGUGUGCUGUCUAUAGUUUUCCACUGACUCUACUAUAUUAUUAUGCUGCAGUUAAAAUGUGCAGUAUAACAUGCAGAUAUUCUCUGGCCAUAAAAGGGUUAAGCAAGAGGCCCUGCCUACCUGUUACGUAUUGUUAGGAAGUCUGCAGCUGAGUUAAUGGGACUGAGAGCAGCCUUCAACUGAGAGGGAAAAACUGCACUUCAAGAACUGGGUGAAGAGCUAAAUCCCAGCAAGACGCAAAGUGUGUGAGAGUCGUGACAGAUAACAGCUUUUAACAACGCAGGGACAAGAAUAGACAACACACAAUAAGAGAGGAAAUAACAUUGCAGGUGAAAAACACUAAAAACCAGAAAACAAAAAGCAAACAAGAUAAGAGACUGAAGGAGUUUUUGCAGCAGAAGCCUGCACAAGUUUAACUUACAGAACAGAAAGAGAAGAGUAAAAGAACACCAUCAUGUCAUACCGUCUGUUUGAGGGAAAGGAUCAUGCAUCCAUCUACCAAAAGUACCGUAUUACACCUCCAGAAGAGCUCAAGAACAUUAUUCUUCAAUACCUAGACACGAAGAAGGGACAGCCACAUGUGCUGGCGGUGGAUCUGGGAUGCGGCACGGGUCAGAAUUCUCGGCUACUGGCGCCGAACUUCCAGGAAGUGGUUGGUAUCGACAUCAGUGAGUGUCAACUGGAGGAGGCCAGAGCUGUGCCAGGGUACUCCAACAUCACAUACAGGAAGGGGACAGCAGAGGAGCUUCCAUUUCCAGAUGGCUCUGUAGACUUGCUGACGGCAGCAUCAGCAGCCCACUGGUUUGACAAGUCACGAUUCUUGGCUGAGGCAAGUCGAGUUUUAAAACCUCGCGGCUGCAUGGCUCUGCUUGGCUUCAGUGACACUAACACCAGGUUCCACUACCAAACCUGUGGAGAAACAAUCGGCCACAUCUAUGAAGAGGUGAAGCAGAAACUGAAGCCAUACACUAGCAGUCCGGUGGGUGUAGCUGAUGGUAAGCUAGAAGAGCUUUACCGUGCCAUUCCUUUCCCAGACAAAGAGAGGAUUGAGUCUAUUCCGGUGAACUGUCCGAUCUCAGUGAGGAACUUUGUGGGUUUCAUGCAGUCCUGGUCCAUGUUUCAAGCUUACAAUAAGAAAGACCCCCAGACUGCUGAAAACCUACUGCUCAGCACACAGAAGAGGUUUCUGGAGGUGAUGGGAGUCACGUCUCCUGACACUGAAUUAGAGUGGCAAAUGGAAUAUUACUGUGUCCUGGCAUCAAAACCAAGAUAAUCAACAAUAUACAGGGAUGUGUGUUUUCAGAGACAGAGAUGUGUGUGUCUGUAUCUCAGAGAUAUUGAAAUAAACAUAUCUGGAUAUACCGUUUUCCAAGCAAUUUUCUUGCAAACUCACUUCAGUCUAACUGGAUAUGUUAUCUGGCAGACUUAUCACCUUUACAACACUGCUGGUGUGUCACUUAAGAGACAUAAGAAAAAAUGUUGAGACCUAUUAACAAUAGAUCUCCUGUUAUACUGUUAUCUUCUGUUAAUAUAUAACAAGAAUUCAUGACAAGAUGACUGGUUACUGGAAACAAAGGAAGCUUGUCAGUCUAACUUUAUAGAUAACCUCUACUGUAAUAUGCCAGUUUUCUUAAACAUAAAGUGUAUUUCAUUUGGCAGUGAAACUACCUAAAAAAACAGUUUCCCAAUAGCACAGCUGAUGUCUUGCUGCCUUGAAGGCACACUGAGAGGUUACAUAACUUGAAUUCUGGUAUGCUUUGGUUUAAAGGAGGAGACAGGUAUUUUUAAGCCAAGCUCUUGAAAAAAAAUGUCAUAGUUGGCGGGCCCAUUUAUUUGUUAUAACUGCUUCACUGGCCAUUCUUUAUUCUCUGCUCUCUCUCUCAGUAGGUAGAAGAUGCUUUGUGCUUUGCUUUGUGCAACAUCAAUGAAGCUGAAGCACCUAAUGUUCAUGGCUCAUAAAGUAACUGAAGGCAAACAAAUCUGUGCGGUAAAAAUGCAUCUUUUCAAUUCCAUUUAAUUUUUAUUUAUAUUCUCACAAUCAUAAAUAACAGCAUAAGUUAUCUCAGGGCACUUUUCACGUAGAGCAGGUCUAGACCGAGCCUUUUAUUUUACAGAGACCCAACAUUCCCCCAUGAGCAAGCAAUUGGUGACGGCAGCAAAGAAAAACUCCCCUUUAACAAGAAGAAACUCUAGGUCUAGCUCUAGGUGGGCGGACUCUGCCUUGACCAGCUGGGUUUCAUAAACAAAUGAGAAAUAAAAUACACAAGUGAUAUUAUACAUUUAUACAUGUUCUGUUUUAUUUUGAUUCAUCGUACAUAUGGAAAUGAAAUGUA
Messenger RNA from Scomber japonicus (chub mackerel), 2402 nucleotides. RefSeq lists its product as uncharacterized. The transcript is spliced from 7 exons. Lineage: Eukaryota; Metazoa; Chordata; Actinopteri; Scombriformes; Scombridae. Bases 524 to 1342 code for a protein of 272 amino acids. The record is from RefSeq and is a predicted model, not a curated record. Gene Ontology annotation, molecular function: S-adenosylmethionine-dependent methyltransferase activity.